AUGUCUCCCCGUGGUAAAAAAACAGCCCUGCGGCCAGAAGAAGAGCGACGCUUGUUGGACGAGUACGGAAUCUUCUUCGACGGCCCGUUACUACCACGCGAUUGGCCACCUGCAUAUCGGCAGAUCUUUGAGACCAUUCGCGAGAUCGGACGAGAGACUUACGACACCUACGGAAACGAUGGGAGACUGGAUGGCCGCUUGACUGUGUUAGCGAAUGUUCCACAGAUCAAGACAAGAGCCUGUGAGCUUCGAAUCGAGGCGUAUCGGUGUCGGCAGAAAAGAGUCAAUGAAGCUACAUGGAGGUCCGAAAUUGAGCGUUUCAUAAUCAGCCCAUUCAAGGCGGAGGCUGUAUGUGCUAAGUGUGGAAAACGGUUCUGGGAGGCCGACUUUCAGGCAACCCAAGUUGAAUACACUGUGAACGAAGACCUACAAAACAGACGUACGAGACGGUUGCGUUGUAUCUGCAGCAACGAUGAAAGAAUCCUGGCCAAUGUUUAUGACCAGGGGUCUAACCUGUUGUUCACUGACCUUUUGCAAACCACUGUUUUGUAUCAUCCAGAAGAUCGGUUAGCAGAGAAAGGUGUGACUCAGAGAGAGCCGGACCGGAUAGUUGGACUAGAGCAUACUAACACUCUGAGACAACUUCUGCCGGGGUCUGAUAUAAUACGGCAUAGCCCUUUUAAGGACAACCUCAUUUCAUAUCCGUUUCUCAUUAUCGAAGCCAAAUCAGAGAAAGGCAGCCCAGGUUUUGAGUCUGUGGAGAGACAGAGCGCUUUCCCUAUAAGGACACUGCUCAAGCUCCAAGCUGAUUUGCAGGCAUUAAAAAACAUCCCCAUUAAUCCCCUGGUAUGGUUUAUGGCAAAUCAAGGAGAUGAGUGGCGUGUUUAUGCAUGUAUAGUUGAUGACACAAAAUACAGAAUCAUUGACCUAUGGCAUGGAUGCAUGCUGUCCUUGGAUAAUACGCUGCAAAUCCUAUUAAUAGCUGACCACAUUUGUGAUUGGGCUCGAGCUAUUUUUUUACCAAAUGUUCUCCGUUGCCUUCGCGGCCAUCACGAAAUUCCGCGUGGUGUGACCCCUAUAUCUGCGUAUAGUAUUAUCACUACAACUCCAAUUGACCAAGAGAAUUGUACGUUGGGUAAUCUGAACGCCAUUACUAGACGAACCCAUAGCUUGUCGCUUGAAUCAGUGCCAGGCGGUUCUUUUGAUGCUACUUCUCAUGAUAUCCGGUUUACGGACGAUGAAAGCCAUUCCGACGAAACCUUCAACAACGACGACGAUCAUCCAUACUUGCGGUUCUCAAAGGUUGACAGUAAUCCUCUGCCUUGGCGGAAACAUGCUACCAUUCGACAUGCAAACAUGAUUCUCUUUUCAUUCCACAUAUUCUCCCUUCCUGAAGAGCCAGCCCAAAUCAAUAGUUUAUUGAAAUUUUUGGGCGAAUCAGAUCUGGGUUUAUCGAUCGCUUGCUCCCACUUAUGGAACCUCUUGGAGGAUAGCGAAAGUGUCAUGGUUUCCAUGAACGCAAUUUAUGAACUGGAGAGCAUCUGGACUGGGAGAGAGCAUCGACUGAGUUCGAUUGGUGAUUACCCAGUCCGUGCCAAAGUAUUAUUCCACACAUAUAUCCGUGAAGAUUGGCAAGUGGUUAGAGAGAUUCAUUGCAUUGUUGCAUCUCGAUUUGCACUCAGGGCUUUGAUGCAGAUGACCAGCAUGGUCCAAUCGUCGAAUGUGAAUUCUGGAAUUUUACCUGACAUUAGCCUUGUGACGGCUCGCAUACAUGCUCUGCGAUGCUUUUCAGCAAGUCACUCUCUUGCUGCUGCGCUCGGAGCAGGGUAUCUUCGCUUGAGGAUAGAGCCAUCGCAUGGUGGUUCCACCCAUUCGUGGGUGUUGAAAGGCCUAAAUGAACGAAGUCCACUUCUUGAUCUAGAAAUGAAGAUUGCGUAUAAGCAAGCAUGGAAUCCUACUUCUUUGAAGUACGAUGCUGUUGUAUGCAGUUCCGAGGCGCCAAGUGAACUUGGGGAUUUGUAUGGCCCGACUAGCAAAAUGGACCAGACAGGUGCUGUGUUGAUAAAAAAGCCAUUCUCAUGGAGUGCGGAAUCACCGGAAUUUUGUCUGAUUAUUUUGGACGGCACGUCUUUCAGGGAUGUUGCGGAGCUAGGACGGAAGUUGGCACAAGCCUACGAAGCUACUAACAUUUACGUGACAGGAUAUGAUAGGGAAAGUAGGAUGCAUCCUCUAUCGGAUGAUGAUAAAAUUGGAAUUCUACGCUGGGUAGAUAUACUGUCUGGCAGUCUACCAGAGGAUUCGGUGUGGUUAAUAGAAUAA
Molecule: messenger RNA, 2319 nt
Organism: Talaromyces rugulosus
Lineage: Eukaryota; Fungi; Ascomycota; Eurotiomycetes; Eurotiales; Trichocomaceae
Exons: 4
Coding region: 1-2319 (772 amino acids)
Source: RefSeq, a predicted model, not a curated record